CAUAUUUGUUAGCGAGACGAGCAAAUUCUGCCAAAGAUCAAAUCAUCUUACGCACUUAAUAUAAAGACUUUUUUUUAAAGUAGAUAUUAACGAAGCGGAUAUAUAUCAGUUAAUAUGACGCCUUUAAUAUCAUGGCUGUACUUUUUGGUGUCAAUGCUAUUUGUUCAGCCGUUAGCAUCUGCAGUAAUACCUGAAAAAUACUAUAUCGAACCUCAGGACUUUGUAAAUGAUGUGCAAGACAAGUUUAUUUCUAAGCGAGAAGCACCAUUCCGCGAUGACUUAGAAGAUAAUCUGUUUCCAAGCGAUAAAGAGCAGGAGUUUCUUGAGGAUCCGUACCAGCCUGUUUUCUAUAUAACUGAAGGUGCAGACUCUAACGAUGAUACCGAUGCAGAUGAUAAAGAUUUAAGUGAUGAGGCUGAAUCAGGAGAUGCAGUUGAUGGAAACAAUGAAUCUGGUUCAGAAUCUGGUGAAAGCGAAAGUGGUUCAAAUGAGAGUGAAUCUAAGAUUAUAGACGAUGCAUCAAAACAAGAUAUUGAAAUCAAAAACUAAAAAAAAAUACGUAAAAUGUACUUUAAACAUUAGAUAGAUUUUAAAUCAUAACAUCACGAUACCGCAAUAUUAUAGAAAAAAGUCCACAAAAAAAAGAUUUUAAA
Hydra vulgaris (swiftwater hydra) is the source of this 653-nucleotide messenger RNA. RefSeq lists its product as uncharacterized. The record is from RefSeq and is a predicted model, not a curated record. Lineage: Eukaryota; Metazoa; Cnidaria; Hydrozoa; Anthoathecata; Hydridae.